Messenger RNA from Harpia harpyja (harpy eagle), 3138 nucleotides. RefSeq names its product cyclic nucleotide gated channel subunit alpha 4 (gene CNGA4). Lineage: Eukaryota; Metazoa; Chordata; Aves; Accipitriformes; Accipitridae. Gene Ontology annotation, cellular component: intracellular cyclic nucleotide activated cation channel complex; plasma membrane. Gene Ontology annotation, molecular function: intracellularly cGMP-activated cation channel activity; protein-containing complex binding; intracellularly cAMP-activated cation channel activity. The transcript has 8 exons. The record is from RefSeq and is a predicted model, not a curated record. The coding region runs from base 1 to 3138 and encodes 1045 amino acids. Gene Ontology annotation, biological process: monoatomic cation transmembrane transport.
AUGGCCCUGAGGGCCUGGACUUGCCAGCUCUGUCCUGGCACCUGCUCCCUCCUCACCCCGGCCUCAGCUCCCCGCUGCACACAGAGGGGACCCGACCACCAGCCGAGACCUGCCAGGGUACGUCACGGUGCCGUCAAGCCCGCCCGCGCAUCAGGAGCCCAUCCUUCGCCCACCAGCACCAGCUUCCCGGGCCGCUCUGCAGUGAAGUGUCCUGACAGGCAGCAGAUGUCCGGUGGCCAGGGACACGGGGAGGCAGCCGGGGUGCCGCCACACCGAGAGCAGAGAUGCCAGGGGCACAGCCGCCCACCUCAACCCAGGACCCGCAUACCAGAGACCAAGCAGAGCACCCUGCCCUUGCCAAGGCCUGACCCUUCCUCUGCACCCCAGGAGGUGGGAGCACAGUGCCAGGCUGCCGUUGCUCCCAGCCAGGCCAAAGGCCACCCCGCAGUGAGCUGCCUGCACUCGCCGCCACGCCAAGAGGCACCAGGCCGGCAACCCGGCCACCUCUCGCUGCCGGACAGAGGCAUCCCACCCAAAACCACUCGUCCCAGGGCAGGGGCCAGCAGCAGCGGCAAGCAGGAGCCCGAGAGCCGGGCGCUUCCGCAGGGGCCGCCUACCUGGGGUCAAGGUCGCGGCGGGUCCCGUCCCAUCAGCGCCGUACCUGGGGAGGGGAGAGGCGUCGGACGCGGGGCCGGGCCCCCCCCCGGGCCGACCGCGGACAGGGCCGACCCCCGGGCUGCCGGCCCCUCCGCACCCACGGCAGCGCGGCCCGGCCCAGGCCCCGGCCCGGCCGCUCCCCGCCACGGCUCACGGCACCCACGCACCCCCGGGGAGCGGGGCACCCCCGCGGACACCGCCCCGCCCGGCCAGGCGCCCCCGCCCCCCCGCACGGGGACACCCGGCGGCCGGGCAGCCCCGCACGGCCAAGGGCAGGCGGCGGCCCGGGCGCCCCGUUACAGCCGGCAGAAGGGCGCCCGCCGGGCCCGGCACGGCCCCGCCGGGGCCCUCGCGGCGGGCGGUGCCCCCCUCUCCCUCCUUCCCUCCCUCCCCGUUCCCGGCGUCCCCGCCCCGCCCGUUCCCGCCGCCCCCGACGCUCACCGGCCGCCCCCGCUGCGGGCCCCGUGCGCCCGCCGCCAUCUUCCCGCCGCCGCCCGACGCCCCGGCCGCGCAGUCCAGCAGAGCCAGAUGACAGCUCUGCCGCCCAGCACGCCCAGUGUGGCUGGAGACAUGGCUGUCUGCAGCCCUGGUGUCCCGGUGGGCCGCACUGCUACCCGCCGGAGCUGGACCCUGGACCCCUCUGGAGAUUGGUACUACUGGUGGAUCAGCAUCAUGGCGCUGUCCGUCCUCUACAACUGGAUCGUCCUCAUCUGCAGGUCCUGCUUCCCCGACCUGCAGGAGCAGUACAUUGUGCUGUGGCUAAGCCUGGACUACCUCUGCGACGCGCUCUACCUGCUGGAUAUCGCCGUGCGCCUCCACACCGGCUUCCUGGAGGAUGGCAUCCUGGUGCGGCACCGUGGCCGGAUCCGGCACUGCUACCUGAGCUCCCCAUCCUUCCCCUGGGACGUGGCUGCGGUGCUGCCCACCGACCUGCUCUACCUGUGCCUGGGGCCAGGGGUGCCGGCGGUGCGCGCCAACCGCUGCCUGCGGGCGCCGCGGCUCUUCGAGGCCUUCGACCGCUGGGAGACGCGCACGGCCCACCCCAACGCCUUCCGCGUCGCCAAGCUGAUGCUUUACGUCUUCAUCACCAUCCACUGGCACAGCUGCCUCUAUUUCGCCCUCUCAUCCUGGCUGGGGCUGGGCACCGACGCCUGGGUCUGCCCCAACGCCAGCCGCCCUGGCUUCACCCACCCGCUGCGGCAGUACCUCCACAGCUUCUACUUCUCCACCCUCAUCCUCGCCACCGUGGGCGACACACCGGAGCCCCAGCGCGAGGAGGAGUUCCUCUUCAUCACCACCGGCUUCCUCCUGGCCGUGCUGGGCUUCGCCACCAUCACGGGCAGCAUCAGCUCCGUCAUCUCCAACAGGAACGCAGCCGAUGCCGCCUUCUACCCCGACCCCGAGCCGGUGCAACGCUACCUGCAGGCGCAGGGCGUGGGCGGGCGGCUGUCGCGGCGGGUGGCUGACUGGCACCAGCACCUGCGGGCACAGCGGAAGCUGCCGGCGGAGCGGUCGGUGCUGCAGCACCUGCCGCAGGGGCUGCGGGCCGAUGUGGCGGCCAGCGUCCACCUGCCGGCCCUGCACCGCGUCGGCCUCUUCCAGAGCUGGGAGCGCGGCGUGCUGCAGCAGCUGGUGCUGCGGCUGCAGCCCCAGGUCUUCGGCCCCGGCGAGUUUGUCUGCCGCAGGGGCGACGUGGGGCGUGAAAUGUACUUCAUCCGCGAGGGGCGGCUGGCCGUGGUGGCGGAGGACGGCGUCACGCAGCUCGCCAUCCUGGGUGAGGGGCUCUACUUUGGAGAGAUCAGCCUCAUCAACAUCAAAGGGAACACCUCGGGGAACCGGCGCACAGCCAACAUCAUGAGCAUCGGCUACUCGGACCUCUUCUGCCUCUCCAAGGAGGACCUGGCGGAGGUGCUGGUUGAGUUCCCCAGUGCCCGGGCCAUGAUGGAGGCCAAGGGCCGCGAGCUCCUGCUGCGCAUGGGCAAGCUGGACGUGCACGCCGAGGCGGUGGCAGCGGUGGCGGCAGAGGAGGCCGAGCAGCGGGUGCAGGCGCUGGAGACUGCCCUGGAGGGGCUGCAGACCCGGGCAGCCCGGCUGCUGGCCCAGCUGGAGUCCAGUGCCUUCAAGCUGACGCUGCGCGUCGAGCGCCUCGAGUGCCGGCUCCGGCGGCGGCAGCCUGCCAGGGGAGCGGGUCCUGCCAGGGCAGAGGGUCCCACCAUGGCGCAGAAUCCCAGUGGGGUGCAGGGUCCCAGUGGGGUGCAGGGUCCCAUGAUGCCGCGGGGUCCUGCCCGGGGACCAGAUCCUGCUGGGGGACGGGGUCCCACUGUGGCACAGGGUGACAGUGGGGUGCAGGGUCCCCCCAGGGUGCAGGGUCCCUCCACAGCACGGGGUCCCAGAGGGGCACAGGCUGACAGUGGGGUGCAGGGUCCCCCCAGGGUACAGGGUCCCCCCACGGCACGGGGUCCCCUCGGGGUGCGGGGGUGA